CUUUGCCGUCACCACCUACCGCUGAUAACUCCAUCUCUUCUUCUCCCCCUUCCCCUCUCUCUCUUUCCCCCUUCUCUAUGUCCCAUUCCCCUCCUCCUCUACAAAUCGUCCAAGGCGCCUCCUUUCGUCUCCUAAAAUUAGGGCUAGGAUUUCAGCGGAGGAGCUGCUCCCUCCGCAGAGAGCGCCGCCCCAGCUCAGAUCCGAGGCGUCUCCGGCACCCCACCGACCGUGUAGAUCCUUCUUCCGGCCGCCGCCCUCCACGGGAUCUGAUCUCCUGGGGCAAUGGGGCUGUAGCGCCUGGCGUCUGGGGCGGCGCCUGCUUCCCGCCGGUUGGUCGGUUCUAGGGUUUGGGGGUUCCGCUUUGUGGAGGCGGGUGCGAGGAGAAGAGGGGAGAGGGGGGGAAGGUCGAGUCUUUCUGGAGAUCUGAGGAUUUGAGGUACGGAAGAGUGGAAGUUUUGACUUUCUACUUUGAUGUGGUCGUUGUUUGUCUUCGUUGUCCUAAAGGAAAUUUGCCAUUGGAAAUAUGUCGUCGCCCUCUCUGAAAGGACAUCUAUAUGAGAAAACUUUUCUCUUUGGUCUUAAGUUAUGGGUUGUAAUUGCAAUUGGUGUUGGGGCCUUUAUGUUGGGUGUUCUGUCUGUCCUAGUUAUAUGCCUUAAUGCUCGGAGUCGGAGGAGGUCAAGAAGGGCUUCCAAUAACCUUCCUAUCACCCAAAUCCCAUCAGUUUCGAAGGAAAUCAAGGAAGUGAGGGUGGAGCAAGUCUCUGCUAAUGACUUUAUUGCUCACGACGGGAUUCUGCUCACAAUCCAUGACAAAUCCAAUGAAAAGGAAUCAGAUAAGGUGAUGGUUCAUUUGGGAUUGGGUAAAUCGAGACAUGCAGAUGAAAACAGUAAUUCAGGCUCAUUUCAUUAUGUGGAGAAAGAUUGUGGCUCCCAAUCUGGUGAAGAAGGAAGUUCAGGGACAGUUGCUGUUUACAGACAAUCUUCUUCUUACCCUAUAACUGCCCCUUCUCCUUUGACAGGCCUUCCAGAAUUUUCUCACCUUGGCUGGGGUCACUGGUUUACUCUGAGGGAUUUAGAACUUGCGACCAAUCGAUUUUCAAGAGAAAAUGUGCUUGGGGAGGGUGGCUACGGGGUUGUUUAUCGUGGUCAACUUAUCAAUGGUACUCCAGUAGCUGUCAAGAAGCUUCUUAACAAUCUUGGGCAAGCUGAGAAGGAAUUUAGAGUGGAAGUUGAGGCUAUUGGUCAUGUCCGCCACAAGAAUUUAGUUCGCCUUUUGGGAUACUGUGUGGAGGGUACUCAAAGGAUGCUAGUUUAUGAGUAUGUGAACAAUGGAAAUCUAGAACAAUGGCUUCAUGGAGCUAUGCGCCAGCGCGGUUCUCUUACUUGGGAAGCCCGUAUAAAGAUCCUUCUGGGCACAGCUAAGGCUCUUGCUUAUUUACACGAGGCCAUUGAACCAAAAGUAGUGCACCGAGACAUCAAAUCCAGUAAUAUAUUGAUUGAUGAUGAUUUCAAUGCUAAAGUAUCAGAUUUUGGUUUAGCCAAGCUGCUUGGUGCUGGUAAAAGUCAUAUCACUACUCGAGUUAUGGGAACCUUUGGUUAUGUAGCACCAGAAUAUGCUAAUACUGGACUUCUAAAUGAAAAGAGUGACAUUUAUAGUUUUGGGGUUGUUCUACUGGAAGCAAUUACAGGGAGGGAUCCUGUGGAUUAUGGUCGGCCUGCAAAUGAGGUGAAUCUAGUUGAUUGGCUUAAAAUGAUGGUAGGCAGCAGGCGCUCAGAAGAAGUGGUGGAUCCAAGUAUAGAGACAAGGCCAUCUACCAGAGCCCUCAAACGUGCCCUUCUGACAGCCCUAAGGUGUGUUGAUCCAGAUGCAGAGAAGAGACCAAAGAUGGGUCAGGUUGUCCGGAUGCUAGAAUCUGAUGAGCCGAUACCACGCGAGGAUCGAAGGCAUCGGCGAAAUCGGGCUGGGAGCACAGAAAUAGAAUCCCAGAGGGAAAACUCUGACACAGACAAAAGCGACAACCCAGAUUCAAAGCCUGUAGGCACAAGGAACAGACAAUCUCCAACAAAAUGAGCUGUCAGGAAUUUUAGGAUAUGUCUCCAUGUCUAAUUGCUCGCAUUCUUUGAAUCUGCUGCUUUUCUGGGUCUCUGCAACUCAUCAUUCUCAUACUGGUAGGCUAUGUCCAGAGUUCAGAUCAAGGGCAACUUGAGAAUCCAAGUACUUCCACCUUAUUCCAUAUUUUUCUUGUAGAGAGAAUUGUUUUGAUGUAUGUAUGGUGCUUCAUAAUACUUCAAACAGUGUGUGUACAGGUUUUAGCUUCAUGAGGAUUGCGUUGUUUUUCUAAAUUGGGAAAUUGUUUUGUGAAUGUGAUUGUAGCUGAAGAGAAUGAAGCCACCACUAUAUUCAAAU
This is a messenger RNA of Elaeis guineensis (African oil palm), 2407 nucleotides long. Its product is annotated as probable receptor-like protein kinase At5g18500. The record is from RefSeq and is a predicted model, not a curated record. Gene Ontology annotation, molecular function: protein kinase activity; ATP binding. NCBI's taxonomy places the organism in Eukaryota, Viridiplantae, Streptophyta, Magnoliopsida, Arecales, Arecaceae. Gene Ontology annotation, biological process: protein phosphorylation.